Molecule: messenger RNA, 4262 nt
Organism: Poeciliopsis prolifica (blackstripe livebearer)
Lineage: Eukaryota; Metazoa; Chordata; Actinopteri; Cyprinodontiformes; Poeciliidae
Product: protein translocase subunit SecA-like
Exons: 3
Coding region: 2847-4262 (471 amino acids)
Biological process (GO): protein import; protein targeting
Cellular component (GO): membrane
Molecular function (GO): ABC-type protein transporter activity; ATP binding
Source: RefSeq, a predicted model, not a curated record
CACAAUUAGACAGUGUAAGAUCCCGAAGGAACCAGACGCAAAGGUUUAAAAUAGCACACUUGGAAACAAGAAUGAGUCUUCACGGUGUCUAUGAAAAGAAGAGACCAGAUUAAACUGCACCCAUUUGGAAGUCCCUGCAUCUGGCUGUAUCACUACAACUGGCUGCUGCAGCAUUUGAUGUUGUACUCUACAGAAUGAGGACAGCUUGAGUCUGCAUAAAAUUUUUGUCGUGAGUCCUCCAUAAAUGUUUCCAAGAUGGGAAACACAUCACCAAAGGAAAGUAACAUGGGCGACUCCCUGAAGUGCUGCAAGUGUUACAAAGUAUUGCCUCCUGUAUGACCUUUGAUGAUUUCUACAAGGAUAUUGUCCAUGGGCGAAAUGUCUACAUCUACAAUAGAGGACAAUAUUACAGACCAGUUGGCUAUGAUGAUCAUUAUGAGUGUGGAAACUGCUUCCAUGAGCCAAUCAGGGAAGAACAAAGGAGAGAAGAGGAAAGAAGGAGAGAAGAGGAAAGAAGGAGAGAAGAGGAAAGAAGGAGAGAAGAGGAAAGAAGGAGAGAGGAGAGGAAAAAAAGAAAAGAAGAAGAGUUGAAUCGAAAACUCCAAACAUCCCUCGAACAAGCUGAAAAGCAGCAUGAGAAACAGCUAAAUGAAUUGUCAGAAGAAAAAGAGACCAGGGUAAAUGUUCUAAUUAGGCACAUUGAUCAGUUCAACAAACGACACUCACAGUGGCAAAGAUGAGUUUCUAGAAAUUCUGUCACUGAAAUAUAAUAUUGAGAUUUCAGAUCUCAGUAUCACCAAGGUAACAGAUAACCAGCUACUGAAGAUCGUCUUGGCGCUGGACAAUCUUCUCAGUGAUGAAUGGAGAAAUAAUCCCCCAUCCCUCAGCACUCUGCAGCAUGUACAAGUUUACGUCACAGAGCUUUGUGCCGUGUCUCUGGAAUUACCAGAGGAGGCAUCGCGGGAAAAUGUCUUCAAUCAUCUGCAGUCCUUGGUUGGGAUUAUCAGUGAAUCAGCAAGUAAUGUUUCAGAGAGUUUCCAGUUGACUCAUGCGCUAUAUACUACCCUGAUGCACUUCAUCACUAAAAGUGAAAUCUCUGACUGUGAUGCAGUCAUUGUAGCCAAAAGAUGGUCAGAAGAAGAGCUCACUAUGGUGCAACUUUUUCCUACACAAUUUCUGAACGUCCUUGCAUCAUCAUUUGAAGAUGCUCCUGGUAGAAACUCUGUUGCAACUUCAAAUGUGGAAAUGCAAAGUUUUAGACUCCUCUUAUCAAGGCUCACAUAUUCAAUGACAAGAAAAACUACAGUGAAACCAUUGAGAUGAUCCAUAGACUUGUGCAGAGAGAGCAAUGGACACCAACUAAGGCCUUGAAUCUGCUCAAAGCAAUGUCAUUAAAAUGGCAAGAGGAUGUUUCUAUAGCUAAAGUCCUUUCAUUGGUAAACGUUUAUGAGAUAUCACCAGGCUGGACAGAUGAUUCAGGAUGUUCUCUCACACAGUUCUUCACCUUGCUGAUUUUGAAAGUUACUAUCACGAUUUUCAAGCAGUUUUCCGAAAGAAGGAAGUUAGCAAUGUAGAUGCAACUCUGGCUGACAUAAAGGUGUCAGAGAACUUAGAUGACUCUACAAUUAAUGGAAUGAAAAAAUUGAUUAUUGCUGUUUUGACAGUUUUAAAAGAUGGACCAAAAGAGUAAUAUUCAUAAAAGAUUCUUUAAAAAGUGAAAUAUUUGACAUAGAAUAUCAACAAAAUGCCUGUUUCAGAUCUGCAAAGCAGUUUUUGAUGCAAAAGGCUGGUGGCCCACAUCAAACACAUGGUGCAGUGGUGUCUGCUGCUUCCAAUUAAGGAAACUGAAAUACCGCAGCUGUUUUUUGCUGAACAAGACUCAUGUGUCAUAGCCAUGAUUUCAGCAUUACAUUUCUACCUGGGAAACAAAGUGGACAUUGUGCUGAACUCUGACCCUGAAGAUCAAACUAAGGAGUGGUCUGACUUCUACAAGAACCUUGGAAUAUCUGUCAGGACAAAUAUCAGGGAACAAACCGAUUCAUCCUUUAGGAAAAUCUAUGAGGCUGACAUUGUGUAUGGUUCCCUCGAUGACUUUGUGUCUGACUACUUGUAUCUGCAGGUUGCGAAUAAAACUCAGAUUCUUCAGCUUAACAGAGGAUUUAUAAUUGAGGAGAAUGUCUCUCUGCAUUCCAUCAUUUUGAUCUGUUAAAACUAAAGAAAAAUGAUUUUCUGAACAUUCCCACUGACAUCCUGCAAAACAUCUUGAGUAAAUUCUGCAGUGAAGAUUUGGAACAAACAAAAAUAUUUACAACUGCUCUUUUUCAGACUCUUCAUGCAAACCUAAACAAAGAUGCAUGCACUAAGAGUAGGAUGUUUGGUAUCCUGAAGAAAAUCACAGGAAAGGAAAUUUCCCUCAUGAGGUCAUCCUGACCUUUAUUGAAAACCUUCUGAGAGUGGUUUCUCAUAAAACUAAAACCACAAAGCAUUGCAUCAACUUGUUUGGAGAGUUUAUUUGCCUACAGCCUGCAGACCUGGACCUUCAAAUGGACAUCAUCCGAAGCGUUUCAAAUCUUGAGGAACAGAAAACUUUGGUUGCCAUAUGAGCUCUUUAUUCUCAUUGCAACAUUAACUGAACAUCAUCAUGAUGAGGGCUGGAUAUCAAUCAUGAAGAUAUUGCAUUUAAUAGAAACAUAUCAAGUUUCCGCCAAGUGGCACAAUGAGGAAAAUGAAUCUUUAAUUAAACUCUUGGAGUCAAAGAAAACAAAACAUCUAAUCAAUCAUUUACAAGAACGCUGGAAGAUGAGAAAAUCAAAAACAUUGACACGCUUUUUGAUGAAAUAAGGCAGAUGAAUGACAUUGAUGAGGAAACAUUGAAUAAAUCACAGAAGAUAGUUGCUCAUGUGACAGAACUCAUCGAAAAAGAAGAAAUCAAGAAACAUAAUGACAUAAAAAAGGCUAAACAACUCAGCAACAGCACAGAAACAGCUGAUCUUCAGGAGGUCUUGGCAGUGUUAUGCAAUGCUGUUCAUGAUGAAAAAAAGUAUUACCCCAGAGCCACUCAGAUGAUAAGUUGGUGCCUCUUGGCCUUGUCCAACACUGGGAAACUCCUGGAAAUGGGAACUGGAGAAGGAAAGUCUUGUGUCAUAGCAAUGUUUGCGGCACUGCGUGUGUUCAGGGAUGAAAAGGUAGAUGUGGUGUCCAGCUCUUCAGUUUUGUGUCAAAGAGAUGCAGCAGAAUGGGAAAACUUCUACAAGAAAUUUGUCAUUACUGUUGACACAAACACAAAUAAAACUGAUGACAGCAGUCGAAAAGAGUGCUACAAAAAAGACAUUGUCUAUGGAACAAUUGAAACCUUCGCUGCUGAUCAUCUUCGCCAGAUAUUUGAGAUGAAAGAUGUCAGGCCUGAUCGCAGCUAUCAGUGCAUCAUCAUUGAUGAAGUGGAUUCUCUGCUGUUGGAUCAGGGAGUGCAGCUCACCUACCUGUCCAGCCCCCUGGUCUCCAUGGAGCACCUGAAUACUAUUCUAGCAAUGAUCUGGGGACAUGUCCAGCAGUAUGGCUUCCUGACAUCAGAACACCAGACAUUUGUCCAGGGUCCACCUGCUUCAUUCUUCAGGGCCAUCUUUGACUCAAUAAACACAGAAGAAAGCGAAAUUAAUGAUCCGCUGGACAUUUUACACAUUGCAGAAGAAACCAACAUUGUACCACAAGGAUUUACAGACGACAUCCAUAAGGGAGACAAGAACGACAUCCUCAAUAAGCUGAAAAUUGUGAGUCAAGAUGAUGUGAUAAAUUUUUUGGGAGAAAUGGAGGAGUAUGUCCCCAAUGGUUUUACAGUUUACACAUUAAAUGAGGAAGGACUGCUUUGUCCAAGAAAACUCAGUCCUUACAACACCAAUCAAAUACCAGACCUAAAGUUUCUUGUCUUGGGUGAAGGAUUGUGUUGUCCUCUCUACAACUCAGAAGAAGUCCUCAUCAAGCCCAUUGCAGAGUUAAUCUCAGAGAAGAUUCAGUACACUCCUUGCACAGACAAUACUGACAAAAUUAGCAUUCCUGGAUUCUUGAGGAAUCUCAUUGAGACCAAAAUGUGUUUGUGGGUGGAGAAUGCCUUUCUGGCAAAGCAGUUGAAGGAAGGACGGGACUAUGUUGUAGAGAAUGAGAAUAUCUGUCCAGUAGACUUCAGAUCCACUGGUAUCAUUGAACUGAAUAAGAAAUGGGGGAUGGUCUGCAGCAGUUUGUGGAGAUUAAGCAUCAAGUCAAAUUGA